GUGUUUCUUCCCACCUUUCCACGGUCGAAAACAAUAACACUGAUUUGGCGAACGUUCACGUUUGGAGUCUUUCCGUUUUUUCUCUCCUCGCACCGUCCGCAAAGAUUUCGUAUGGUUUCCACAGCCGUUGCUGCCGCUAUCGACAAUUCCCAGACAUUUGGGAUUACCAUCGAACGCACACAUACAGACACGGCGUGACUAACCCCUUACGACCGGGCGUCGAUCUUAUGGAAUUGAAACAUUUCUACUGACUUCGCGCAAACGGACAUAUAGUAUCUAGUAAUUGAUUGAAUAAUAUUAAUACAAGUAAUAGUUAUUAGGUGUUUAUUAAACCUAUAUACAAUAUACGAGAGCACUAUGGCAGAUCCGGUAGAAUCAAAAAGCAUUGCAGACGACGUGAUCGGGACACCUGGUGAUAAGAGAAAGAUGUCAUCAGACAUGAGCCCAGAACAGACCAACGUCAUAAAAAAACUAAAAGAGAUCAAAACUCAACCGGACACACUGUGCCAGUGCCCCCAGAAAUGUUCAGAACGUGUACCACAGCGAUCCAAGGAUGAGCUGUUUAAAAUUUUUAUAGAAAUGGAUAGCGAAGAUGUUCAAAAUAAAUUUUUACAGAAGUUUAUUGAAGCUCGACCUGUUGCCAAUCGGUUGUUCAGUAAAGAGACCACAGCUAAUGGUAAACUAUUAAGAAGGAUUCAUUGCAAGUACAGAAUACCUUCUUUCGUAUCGGAGGAUUUUAUGUCAAACAUAAAUUGUGAUUCUGACAAAGAUGAAGAAUCAGACUUUGAUGAAACAUCUUCAGUGGCGUCUUUGGAUUCCAAAGAAGAGAAUGACAAGUCAUUAGAAAGUGAUUCAACCGAGACAUCCAGAAAGUCAUUAAGUCGUUAUAACUGUGUUGAUGUUUGUCAAAAAGCAUUUCUUAAUCUGUUUGGUUUAUCAGAUAAACGUUUAAAAACUGUUAGAGAGUUAUUGAUAAUUAAAGCACGUCAAAAGCACAUGAAACGUAUGAUGGAAAAGGAGGAAAAUCAAAUAGAAGUAUCCUUAGCUAAGGAUCUUGCACAGGGUUGUUUGCCAUUGAUGGCACUUUUUAACAAAGAAGAUAGUAAGAAAGUAUCUGAUCAGUUGAUGACUGCUAUUAGCAAUGACAUAAAUUUAGUAAAUAACUUUUUUUGCAAUCAGCUAUGGAAACCAGAGUACAUUAACCAAAAGCCAUCUGAAUGAGUAUAAAUUACUUUUAAUAAAAUAUAUCUUGAUGAUUUUUAAAUGUAAUUGAUUGGAUUAGUAUCUUGUUAAAAUCAAUAGUCUGGUACUACUUUAUUACAAAUCCAAUUCAAUAUUGUUCUGAAUUCAGGGGAUUAUACUUAAUGUAAAUUUUUAUAAUAUUGUACUAGUUUAAUAAAUGUCAGUUGACUAGGGUUGUUAAUAUAUCUAUAUUUUCUAACUAUUCUAUGUUUUUAAAUACUUAUUUUGAUGUUAUACCUAAUAAAAUAAGUAAUGUUGUAUUGUCUGACAAUAUAUUUUUUUAAAGUUAAACAAUUAUAUAUUAUUAAAAUCUAUGUACAAGAACAAAUAAACAAAAAUACAAAAUUUUAAGUUUUAAGUUUAUUAUUAUUAUUAUACAUAUUUUUAUAGUAUAAAAAACAUAAAAUUAGGAUUGGCUCUUGGUUUAUAUUAUUAUUAUUAUUAUAAUGUUUAAUGUUAACAAAAAAUAAACCUUAUUAAAUAGUACAAAGCUAAGUAAAUAGGCGACACAACUAUAGAGCAUUACAUUAAGUUUUUGUUUAACUUAAUAUUUUAUUAAGGUGUCUAAAUUAUGUUAUACAUUGAAUUGCAGAUAAUAUGUUAUAAAUUUAAAUGAAUAAAGAAUGGUAAAUUUAUUCUGUACCUACAUCUAGAAAUUAAGAAUUUAGUAUUCCUUUUUAUUAGAUUUUAAGAUUAGAAGCCUCCAUUACUAAUGUACGAAUUCAUUUUGUCCGAAUAACAUUAUAUUAUUGUCAGUAUUUAUUUUUUUUUUUUUUAUUAUUAUUUUUUUUUUUUUGUAUACAUCUAAUUAUGCAUUGUAUGGAUCCAUUUUUGUUGUUGUUUUUUUAUAUUGGUACUUUAAUUAUUCUAAGGAAGAUGAUACCAAAUCCACAUUAAUUAUGGUGGUCUUAAUUAUACCAAACACCCAACAACUAUUCAUUGUAAAAUGGGUUACAUCGUUUUAUAUAUUAUAUACAUUUUUACUUUUUAACUAUAUUUUUACAAAAACUACUAUUAUUUUUACAUGUAAACUAUAAUUCAAGAUCCAAAUUAGAUUAUAAGAUGUAUUAAUUACUUGUGACGAAUUUAUAAUAGUAACUAGUAAUAUAUUGAAACUAUAUUUUAUAAAAUAUUUUCAAAACCAAUGCUACUUUAAAUGUAUAGUUUUAUAAAUUUAAAUUUGUUUAAAACAUAUUUUUCAAAGAUAUAUUUUUUCACAAGUAUUAAUAUAAUUAAAUGGAAUACCUACCAAUAUUUUAUAAGACCCCAAACCAAAUAAAUGAACAAUAUUAAU
Molecule: messenger RNA, 2536 nt
Organism: Aphis gossypii (cotton aphid)
Lineage: Eukaryota; Metazoa; Arthropoda; Insecta; Hemiptera; Aphididae
Exons: 3
Coding region: 358-1221 (287 amino acids)
Source: RefSeq, a predicted model, not a curated record